AUUAACUUUUCCUAGCGAGCUACUCUGCCACUGUCUAUCGAAAGCAAGAAAGAAGUCUACCCCCUUCUUUUCUUUACACUAUAAUAACAACAACAAACAACCCAGCCGGCCAGUUUCUCCUUCACCUCCGGCAAAGUGAAGAAGAAGAAGAAGAAGAAGGGAAAGUAAUUUUAUCCAUGGGAAGUUCGUCGUGUGGAACCGCAGGAAGGAAUGGAGGAGUGAGGCAGUACAUAAGAUCGAAGGUGCCUCGCCUCCGGUGGACUCCCGACCUUCAUCACUGCUUCCUUCACGCCAUCGACCGCCUCGGCGGCCACCAUAAGGCGACGCCGAAACUGGUGCUUCAGUUGAUGGAUGUGAAGGGACUCACCAUUUCCCAUGUCAAGAGCCAUCUCCAGAUGUAUAGAAGCAUUAGGACUGAUCAGCUGCCUUCCACCACCAACUCAACCCAAGAAGGAAUGGAUCCCAUCAAUGGCGAAGAAGGAACAGAAGAAGUGAAGGAUGGAAGACAACCCAAAAGUGAUCAAUACUACCAGUUUCUUCUCCCCAGCCCCAAAAGGGUGAAAGUGGAGAGUUUGAACAGUGGUAGUGGGAAAGGGGGAGACCAUGGGAGCAUUGUUAUGAUGGAUGGGGAAAGGAUUAGGAAGAAGAGGAAGAGGUGGUCAUCAUGUAAUCAUCAGAUUACUGAGUUCAACAACAACAAGAAGAAGAAGAAGGGAAUCUUUUGUGGUACUGAUCCGUACGAAUCGCUUGAUCUCCUUAACCCCCACCACCAUAAUCAUCAUAUCCACAAUGGAAUAAUGAACUCAAAUCAGCAACAGUACCACAUUGGUGGUGGAGGAGGAGGAGGAGGAGGGUUCAGGUGUGGCCAGAUGCAGCUUUCUCACCAUGCUCCCACUAAUGGAGUUAGUACAAAGACGACUAAUGGAUUUUCUAGCUUUACCCACCACCGGGAAGAAUCUCGUUUCCUCGAGGUUAUGAAAGUUGAGACCGCCGCCGAUCUAGUUAACGGAGUAGCCAGCUGGAAAAGCAAGGAACUGCCGGAGGUGGCCGCCGGAGGAGCUGGCAGCGGUGAUGAGAGAACGGGGGUAGUUGGCCAUAGUGAAGGCAACGGUGGCAGUGGUCGGAGUAGUUGCGAGUUGUCGUUGUCGUUGUCAUUGCCCGGCGGAGGCAGCGAGGUUGACGGCGGUCUUUCUUCGAGUCUCACUACUUUCUCUUCGCAUUACUACUGCUACGAUAGUAAUUAUGGCAGUAGGUUUAAGGACGUAUCUUCGUCGUCGUCUUGCUCGAAUCCUACGCUCAACCUGGACCUUUCCAUUGCUCUAUGUGGCACUUAAUUAGAUGUAUGGUGUUGUUCUUCAUUAGUUGUAAUUUUUUUCUUUUUUGCCAUUAGAUGACUUAGUUGUAUUUUCUGUUUCAUUGUGGUAGUUUGUAGUGCGUUACUAGCUACCACGUACGUACAUAUGAAGUAUGAUUAUUAUCCUAGUUGUUUUUGUGCUUUGUGUGUGAAGGAAAAGGAAGGGAUUAUCUCCUCUCGGCCUGACCUGCUAGGUCUGAGCCCAUUAGUUCUCUCUAAAUGAUAAAAUCUGCUGGUAUUUAAUAAAAUGGGCCAUGAAACAGCUGCGGCAACCAUUUAUGCAGGGAUCAAAGAUGCUCAUGUUUUGGAGAACCUAGCUCUUCAGGAUUGUCUCAAGGAAUGCAGCACAAGACAGCUCACAUCGCUUCUUAUUACGGGCGACGCGAAGGUUAUCCUGGAUAAAUGUUUGGCAGGGGAUUUCAAUGAUUCUAAAGUUGGCGCAAUUUUGCGUGAGAUCCAAGCCUUGUUGGCUGGUUUUGGGGGGUAUUGUGAUCUACGUUUCGUAGGUCGUCAUUGGAACAGGGAGGCUCAUUUAGUGGCCAAAAAGUCCCUGAGUUUGUCGCCUCGGGUCCUGUCGAGGUUCGACUAUGUGUCUUGGUUACGUAGUUUGUAAUUGACGGUGUGUGGAUCUUAUCUCCAUCUCGUUUGAGAUCGGUUGAAUAGCAAAAAAAAAAAAAAAA
Messenger RNA from Linum tenue, 2034 nucleotides. The record is from the annotation of a GenBank genome assembly. Lineage: Eukaryota; Viridiplantae; Streptophyta; Magnoliopsida; Malpighiales; Linaceae.